CAGCCGGAGCAUCACUUCCUGCGAAUCUCAGCGUCACUUCCUGUGAAUCUCUCAUAAAGACGGGCUUGGCGGAAUCUCCGCAGGUCGAAUUUUUCUGGUUUGUUUGGUGAAUCCGUCUGCAUCGGAGCCAUCAGAACCGCAAACAUGACGGUGGGGAAGAGCAGCAAGAUGCUGCAGCACAUCGACUUCAGGAUGAGGUGCAUCCUGCAGGACGGCCGCAUCUUCAUCGGCACAUUCAAGGCCUUCGACAAACACAUGAACCUGAUCCUGUGCGACUGCGACGAGUUCAGGAAGAUCAAGCCUAAGAACUCCAAGCAGCCGGAGCGUGAGGAGAAGAGGGUUCUGGGUCUGGUUCUGCUGCGCGGGGAGAACCUGGUGUCCAUGACGGUGGAGGGCCCACCCCCUAAAGAUACGGGCAUUGCUCGCGUCCCAUUGGCCGGCGUGGCAGGAGGCCCAGGUGUGGGUCGUGCAGCGGGACGAGGUGUUCCUGCUGGAGCUCCGAUGCCUCAGGCUCCAGCUGGGCUCGCUGGACCCGUCAGAGGAGUGGGCGGGCCUUCACAACAGGUUAUGACACCCCAAGGCAGAGGGACGGUUGCCGCGGCAGCAGCAGGAGCCAGUAUCGCCGGGGCCCCGACUCAGUAUCCACCUGGACGAGGAGCCCCGCCCCCGAUGGGCCGAGGAGCCCCGCCCCCAGGUAUGAUGGGCCCGCCCCCCGGCAUGAGGCUUCCGAUGGGCCCUCCAAUGGGGAUGCCCCCUGGUCGAGGAGCUCCAAUGGGAAUGCCCCCUCCUGGCAUGAGGCCGCCUCCCCCCGGCAUGAGAGGACCUCCCCCACCUGGGAUGAGACCGCCUCCCAGACCCUGAAGCCCCGCCCCCUCAGACUUACCUGUUGUAUAGGUUUUUCUUUUUUUAAUGUUUUGUGUUUUUUAAAUAAAGUUUCUUCAGGAUGGUUUGAAUUUC
Messenger RNA from Trematomus bernacchii (emerald rockcod), 957 nucleotides. RefSeq names its product small nuclear ribonucleoprotein polypeptides B and B1 (gene snrpb). Gene Ontology annotation, biological process: mRNA splicing, via spliceosome. Lineage: Eukaryota; Metazoa; Chordata; Actinopteri; Perciformes; Nototheniidae. The transcript has 7 exons. The record is from RefSeq and is a predicted model, not a curated record. Gene Ontology annotation, molecular function: RNA binding. Bases 145 to 861 code for a protein of 238 amino acids. Gene Ontology annotation, cellular component: U2 snRNP; U2-type prespliceosome; U5 snRNP.